Camelina sativa (false flax) is the source of this 2156-nucleotide messenger RNA. RefSeq names its product prolycopene isomerase, chloroplastic. The record is from RefSeq and is a predicted model, not a curated record. Lineage: Eukaryota; Viridiplantae; Streptophyta; Magnoliopsida; Brassicales; Brassicaceae. Gene Ontology annotation, biological process: carotenoid biosynthetic process. Gene Ontology annotation, molecular function: oxidoreductase activity; carotenoid isomerase activity.
GAAAAUUGAAAUAAAUCUCCAAAUUUGGAUAAAACCUUUGGCCUUAUCUCUCGCUGCUAAUUUGAUUAUGCUUUUUAUAUUCCUUUCAUGAAUUGAUGAUAGUGGAUGGUUUUGGGAAUACCCAAGUUUUACAUCCCCAAUCCAGUGAAGACGACGACGAACUUUAGCUAGCAGCAUGAAUUUGUGUUUUCAAAAUCCCGUAGAGUGUGCUCAUCCUAGUUCCUUGUUCUUCUCUCCGUUGAAGACCUCGAAUAAGCUGGGUUGUUCUUCUUCCAAUUUAGGGUUUCAUGUUCGAUUUUUUGAGAAUCGGAAGAAGAAGAUGAAGAAAUCGCCUACGGUUACUACAGUUAAAUCCGUUUCUUCUUCUUCUUCAAUUGCGGUUGAAGGGACGAAGAGAGACGCAACAAGUACAAGAGAGAGUAUAUACGACGCCAUUGUUAUUGGCUCUGGGAUUGGAGGAUUGGUCGCUGCGACUCAGCUAGCUGUCAAAGAAGCUAAGGUUUUAGUUCUGGAGAAGUAUUUGAUUCCUGGUGGGAGCUCUGGCUAUUACGAAAGAGAUGGGUAUACAUUUGAUGUUGGCUCUUCUGUCAUGUUUGGUUUCAGCGAUAAGGGGAACCUUAACUUGAUAACUCAGGCGUUGAAGGCUGUUGGCCGUAAGAUGGAGGUUAUACCUGAUCCUACCACUGUCCAUUUCCAUCUUCCCCGAAAUCUUUCUGUUCGGAUUCAUAGAGAUUACGAUGAUUUCAUCGCUGAACUUACCAGCAACUUUCCCCACGAAAAGGAAGGGAUCCUUGGUUUCUAUGGCGACUGCUGGAAGAUCUUCAACUCAUUGAACUCUCUGGAAUUAAAGUCACUAGAAGAGCCUAUCUACCUUUUUGGACAGUUCUUUCAGAAACCGCUUGAAUGCUUGACACUCGCUUAUUACUUGCCUCAAAAUGCUGGGGCUAUAGCUCGAAAGUACAUAAAGGAUCCUCAGUUAUUGUCUUUCAUUGAUGCGGAGUGUUUCAUUGUGAGUACAGUCAAUGCUCUACAGACGCCGAUGAUCAAUGCAAGUAUGGUUUUAUGUGACAGGCACUAUGGAGGAAUUAACUACCCGGUUGGUGGCGUUGGUGGGAUUGCCAAGUCUUUGGCAGAAGGACUUGUUGAUCACGGAAGUGAUAUACUCUACAAGGCCAAUGUAAAAAGCAUAAUACUUGAUGAUGGAAAGGCUGUCGGUGUUAGGCUAGCAGAUGGAAGAGAAUUUUUCGCCAAAACAAUAAUUUCAAAUGCUACAAGAUGGGAUACGUUUGGGAAACUUUUAAAAGGAGAAAAGCUUCCAAAAGAAGAAGAAAAUUUCCAGAAAGUCUAUGUCAAGGCUCCAUCAUUUCUUUCAAUCCACAUGGGUGUUAAAGCAGAGGUUCUCCCUCCAGAUACAGAUUGCCAUCAUUUUGUGCUUGAGGACGAUUGGAAGAAUCUGGAGGAGCCUUAUGGUAGUAUUUUCCUCAGCAUUCCAACCAUUCUUGAUCCAUCUUUGGCUCCAGAUGGUCGACAUAUACUUCACAUAUUUACAACUUCCUCAAUUGAGGAUUGGGGGGGACUCCCUCCAAAAGAGUAUGAAGCGAAAAAGGAAGAAGUGGCAGCUGAAAUAAUACAGAGGCUAGAGAAAAAACUGUUUCCAGGGCUCAGUUCAUCUAUUACGUUUAAGGAGGUGGGAACACCAAGAACACACAGACGAUUUCUUGCUAGGGAUAAGGGAACAUAUGGGCCAAUGCCUAGAGGAACCCCAAAAGGUUUAUUAGGCAUGCCGUUCAACACAACGGCUAUCGAUGGUCUAUACUGCGUGGGGGAUAGUUGCUUUCCUGGUCAAGGAGUUAUAGCUGUGGCAUUCUCAGGAGUAAUGUGUGCCCAUCGGGUAGCUGCUGAUAUUGGGAUUGAGAAGAAAUCACGGGUACUUGAUACUGGCCUUCUUGGUAUACUUGGUUGGUUAAGGACACUCGCGUAAAUCUACUGAUGGUUGUGAUGAAUGACGCAAUGCAAUGCAAUGAGAAAAAAAUGACAAGAAAAAGAAGAAACAAGAGAUGGAUGUGGAAUGAUAUACUAAUAAACUAUUGUAUGUUAACUUCAACAUAUUAUUUAAAAUGAUAUAUAUACGCAUGCAGCAUGAGCAUAAUUCUUUA